Molecule: messenger RNA, 925 nt
Organism: Salvia splendens (bonfire salvia)
Lineage: Eukaryota; Viridiplantae; Streptophyta; Magnoliopsida; Lamiales; Lamiaceae
Exons: 2
Coding region: 197-775 (192 amino acids)
Source: RefSeq, a predicted model, not a curated record
GCGGCAAAUAAGGUGAAGAGUCAAAAUUGUCCCAAUUUCAGCGGCAGCGAGGUACCACAACGCUUUCACUAUCACUUCCAUCGCCCGCCAAUUUCAUCCACAGAGACAACCACCUCCGUCCGCCGCUUUUCCUCUUCCAUUCAAUCAAUCGCCGUAACUGCUUGUUAGCUUAGCUGACUUCGAAAAAAAGGAAGCCAUGGGGUCUGAGGUCUGCGCAGAUGAACAACAAGCUAUUUGUGGGAAAAAUUGGAGUUUGAUUUGUAAAACAGGCGAUGAGGAAGCUGGGCCAGCAACUCCAGAGGAAAAGGCAGAGCAUUCCCCACCCCAUUCUUCUCCUGAUGUCGAAACUCCUAAAGAGACCUUGUUCGAUUCCUUUGCCCCAGGCUCCGACAAGCUGUUGCUUGCUCCGCGCCGCCUCAGGUACCGGGAUGAGUCGCACAGCCACGUCGUUCGUCGCCUCAACUUUGCCUCUUCUCUCAUUGAAGAAUUUGAUAAUGUGGCCGAUGAUGGUGAUGAGGAGGAUGAAGAGCAGCGUUUGUUUGACAUUGUAUAUGGCACCAUCAUGGAUGCCAUUUCCGAAGAGCAAGGGGCGCCGAGAUCCACACCCCUUCUCACCGGGAUUGCUGAGACGCGCCCAAAAGAGGAGCAAGGGACGCCGAGAUCCAUGCCACUGCUCACCGGGAUUGCGGAGACGUGUCCAGCAGCACCCAUUAAGUCCGCAACGACAAGACAACGAUGCAUCAUCGACAAGGAUAUAUGCAGAAAGCUGUUCUAGAGUCAAAGACUGCCCAAGACUUGAUCUUGGAAUGGAAACCUAGGUUUUAUCCUUCAAUAGCAUGUUAAUUUAGUUUUCUUCUCCUCAAAUGUAUUCCAAAACUCAUCAAUCAUCGAUUCAGCAAAGUUAAUAUUCAUCAAAGUUUAAGUA